Molecule: messenger RNA, 6656 nt
Organism: Mizuhopecten yessoensis (Yesso scallop)
Lineage: Eukaryota; Metazoa; Mollusca; Bivalvia; Pectinida; Pectinidae
Exons: 5
Coding region: 831-2633 (600 amino acids)
Source: RefSeq, a predicted model, not a curated record
AUGUAACCAAACAAAUUCACCCGAUAUAUGGUACCCUAUGCUGGGAGAGCUAUAUUGCCGAACUACAAAGGAAAUCUUGGGCCAUGGGUAGUGGUGUGUGGAUCGAGAUAUAUACAGUGGGUCAAGAGAAAGCCAGUCUCACACACUGGUGAGAGGAUCACCAUAACAAAGAAAGGACAGCAAUGACAAUUUACACGCCCAAUCAGGAUACACUGGCAAAAACACUUGCUUAAUUUUCAUUGAAAUGCGCUUUAUUUACAAGUGACUGAAGCCACCGGGCGGACUAGAGUCAGUGAAGUGGAACCACUGAGUUCAGCUGUUUGUCUAGCUAGAGGUGCCAUUUGUUUUGAUGCUCUGAUAAGCCAGAGGUACAUAUGGCUUUGUGUAGAUUAAUGCUACACAAGUGUGCAUAACUUUCUGAUGACCACAGUAUGUACGGGCAAGCUUAAAAAUCUCAACUUUUAUAAGACGGAUAUGUACUUGGUGACAGCCAGCUGGGAUUGAAUAGGGCUUUGUCAGCCUACAUGGACUGGCAGCUAUCCUCCAUGGCUGUGUCCUAUUUCAGUGUUUACAUUUACUAUAAACACUGACACCUCUGUGAAGGGGAUAUAAUUUAGUUAUUUAAUCUGCAGUUUGGAGAGGAUAUGACUGUGUACAUGAACCCCUGUCAAGUAGUUAUCCGUCAACAUAGAAAUUUAGGUCUGGACCCCAUCUGACCAGGGCAUUAUAUUGGUACCAGCUUUAUUGCUUCUCAAGGAUCAUGGUUGUAUUGGAUAUACUGACCAUGGGCAUUGACCACCAUUGUGUUUGAUGUUGUUGGCAUUAUCAAUAUGAGUAAGGAAGAUCGACCAGCUGUGUAUCCCCCAAAAUUAGAAUCCUAUAGGACUUCGAGAGGUGAAAGUUCACAUUCAUCAAAUCAGGCCUCCAGUGCUCAUUCAAGGCCUUCAACUGAGUCCCAAUCUCACAGUGGUGCUAGAAGAAAUUCUGGGAAUUACCCUGAUAUUGUUGACAGUGAUAACUGUUUUUUGCCAUCAGAAAGUUUUACAGAUCUAAGAAAUACAAUGGAAUCUCAAAAUAGUGCAUCAAAUCAAACCAAUAACAGGCCUAGUACUUCUACAUCAGGUGAUUCAAGUGGACAAAGCACAAGGGCAGCAGCACCACAGUCACCAGGAGUGGUCAGCGAACAUCGAAGGUCAAUCAGUGCAAUUAUAGAUCACCAAAUGCAACAGGCAUUAGAACAAAGUGUGCAAACCCAUAACCUCCAAAGGGUCAGCCCUACCCAGGGGCUGUACCCUGCCAUCUCUAGCUCUUCUACAGUCACAGCAACCACAUCCACAGGAGUGACAGGUUCUACCCAUAUCAGUACACAUGACCUCAGUGCAGGAAUUACCCCAGGGGUGGAUGCUGGUCGCGAGGCCCUCCCCGAUAUCUUACAUUCCCAUGUGAUACCUUCCAACCUUGCUCCCUCGGGUCACCAUGGACAACCUCAUGGUCACCUCCCACCUGGAGUUGAUCCACGUGUUUACACCUACCACCAAAGCCAGGGACGACACCAUUCACGGCACCAUCGUGGUGGUCGAUCCUCACGGGAUAGGCGCCGCAGUCGGUCUCGGAGUGGGUCACAGACAGAAGAGCCUUGCAAGGCUGGUUGUAUGAACUGUUUAGCUGCGUCAACAUCAUUUCGAUGGAUUCUUGUGAUCCUGUCAUUAUUAGGGGUGUGUUGUGUGGUGACUGGAAUUGUUUUAGCAGCUCUCCAUGCUGCAGGAAACAGUUUCCUCUUCCUGGCCAUCAUGUUCAUUGGUUUGGGUGUUCUGCUUGUGGUUGUGGUAGCUGUUGGAUGGAAAUGUACACCGAGGGGUCAUGAACCCUUACAUGCAUUAUUUGGACUUGGUGACUUUCGCCAUCAGCCCCGAGAAAGGCGACACCGUCAUCAUGGUCACCACCGGCGGCGAGGGGAGGGUCAGUGGUAUGGAGGUGUGAUGUACCCCGAGUUUCAGUACAGACGUCCACCCCCCUCUUACAACGUGUCCAUGCAGGAGUUCCAGCAUCAGCUAGUCAUGGCACAAAACCAGCCCCGUAACUUUGAUGAUGUGCCAGUUGAGGACUACAGCUUACCAAGUUCACCACCCCCCUCAUACCGCUCACGAGCCAGCACGGUGAGGACUGGCAUACAGAUCACAUUUCCACCGUCCCGAGCAGAUCAGCCCAACUCGCGCCCUCCUACAUACCGUUCUCAUGUUGGAACAGACCAGCAGUCACACGCACGCCCCUCCCUGCCCCGGGACAAUGAAGGAAAUGUAGUGACAGGUGGGGACAUUCACAUAGAGGUCCCAAACAUUAGUGCUAUAAAUAUAAUUAGUACAAACACAAUGUCUAACACGACCACAGGAAUAGACAUAGAAGGUCCCUCUUCAAGUCACCCAGCAGUAUCACAGGGUCCUUCCACUAGUGCUAAACCCUUAGACACAACUACCGGUGCUAGCGGCCAAACAGUAGUCACCGUCACCCACACAGCUGCUGACCACAUACAGGUUCAAAGGACACUUGGAACAAAAAAUACUGAUCAGCCAAAAAAUGAACAAACAAGUGUUGUUCAGGCUGAGGAUGAAUAUCCCAUGGAGACCCCACUUUGACUGUAGCAUUAUGUGUUGUCCCUUCAUCUGGUCACCGACUACAUUCAACGUCACAUAGUAAGUUAUUUACAUGGAGGAAUAUUUCAAUGGUGCACAAUGCUUUACAGUAGUGUGAUAAUGGUGAGAAUGUGUGUGACUGGUGAAAGGUGAUUUGUCACUGUAUGGAGUGUGAAGACGGUGUGACAGAUUUGUUGUUUAGUGAGUGAGUACAGUAUUGAUAACGUGUGUUGUAGUCAUCAGUACUCAGUGUGAAGGCUGUUUAUCACAGUAUCAAGUGUUACUGGUGAGUCCAUGUUUUUACCAGUUUAUGAAGAUGAAGUGUUGUACCAGAGAGUGUGACACCCCAUGCCUGUUACCUAGUUUGUGUUGUGUCGAGUUGUCAUAGCUGAUUUUGCGACUUUUAACAUGUUUUACCUGUUUUUGUAGUUUUAUCAUGGUUGAUUACUUAUACAUUCCCCAGGUACAUGUCUGUCAUUACUGAUACCAUUAAAUGUUCCCUGGUAAAAUGCUUUUUACAAUUAUACAUGUUAAAUGUUUCUAUAAAACCUUCAGAUGACAGUGCUAACACUGGUAUCAGUCGGCACUUUUCCUCGACUUGAAUCUUUCAUUCAUAAGUUUACCAUGUCCUAUCGUGUUUUGACCCAAAGUUUCUCAAAGGUUGUAAUUAGCUCUGAUGUUGAACCUGGGGCUUGAAAUCAUCAUUCAGUUUAAGAGUUGAUAUUAUCAUAUAUAUUUCAGAUCUUUCAAUAAACUAAUAUGUAUGUACAAAAUAUAUGGAGAAAUUUCUUCUGAAUAAAGUUCAAAUCUAUUAAUAUUUCUUUAAGUAUUUGCCUUACACUAGAUUGUAGAUAAAGCUAACAAGGAUGAGAAUAAGAUACAGUUUCAAACCUAUGUCUGUGUGUAGUAUAUUUUUCUAUGUAUUUAUCAAACUUGAAAGAUUGAGUACCUGUACCGUUGUUAUAAGGAUUAGACUUGCACAAGUCCCAUCAUUGUGAAUCUUGCUAUCCAGUGGUAUCCAGACCUAUAUUACCAAUACUGGCAAAUUGGCAAGGUCAAGUUAUUGACUGCUAUACAAAAACUAAAACUUUGGCAUAAGUACAGCUUACUAAGAAAUUGUUGAUACUGGCAGGCAAAGAUACAUAAGUAUAGCUUACUAAGUAAAUGUUGAUACUGGCAGGCAAAGAUACAUAAGUAUAGCUUACUAAGUAAAUGUUGAUACUGGCAGGCAAAGAUACAUAAGUAUAGCUUACUAAGUAAAUGUUGAUACUGGCAGGCAAAGAUACAUAAGUAUAGCUUACUAAGUAAUUGUUGAUACUGGCAGGCAAAGAUACAUAAGUAUAGCUUACUAAGUAAAUGUUGAUACUGGCAGGCAAAGAUACAUAAGUACAGCUUACUAAGUAAUUGUUGAUACUGGCAGGCAAAGAUACAUAAGUAUAGCUUACUAAGUAAUUGUUGAUACUGGCAGGCAAAGAUACAUAAGUACAGCUUACUAAGUAAUUGUUGAUACUGGCAUUGCUAUUCCAAUCAGAGCAGUUCUCCUCAUACAAAACUGUACCACUUACUUUCCAAAUCAAUAUCUAUUACAUGAAGUAGAGAGACAGAAAACAAACUGUUAAUGUAUAAUCAGAACAAUUACCACCUUCAAUACCUGAGUGAUAGACAUAAUUUUCUUGGGCAUGUGCAAGUCUAAUGAAAACUGUUAAAAGUGUUGUUAUAACUUUGAGCAUGUUACAGUUAUGGUUGAUGAUUGUUAUACUGUUUAUUUGAUCAAUAUGUUACUUAAAAGUUGUUGACGCUAUCUGUACAUUCCGAUCCAAAACAUGUGGAGUCUAUGCAAAUAAAUUAUUUUAUGUGAUGGCAUACUGGGAAAACCACCUCCUACUCAUUCUAGACUGACUGUACUUUAUAAAGCUCAUAACAUACAUUUACACUGCAUAUCUGUAUUCUAAGUCAGAAAAUGAUUUGAUGGCAUAUUCCUUGAUGAUUUAUUCUCUAAUUUCCUAUAUAAAGACAUCGUUUAAUGUGCAAUUAGGAAUACAGGAAUUUUUAUCUGCCCACAGUUUACUACAGUUUGUAUAAUAACUACCUAUUUAAUGUUUGUAUACUCCGCUGUCAUUUGACCACACACUGUUGUUUUUAGUUCUGUCAUUGCAUUUGACUCUCUAAUGCGUUUAUUUCUGGCAUUGCAUUUGACUCUCCAAUGCGUUUUAUUUCUGUCAUUACAUUUGACUCUCCAAUGCGUUUUAUUUCUGGCAUUACAUUUGUCUCUAAUGCGUUUCAUUUCUGGCAUUGCAUUUGACUCUCCAAUGCGUUUUAUUUCUGUCAUUACAUUUGACUCUCCAAUGCGUUUUAUUUCUGUCAUUACAUUUGACUACAUUGUCGUUUUACUUGUUCUUACUUUAGACUACACACUGUUGUUUUACCAUUUACUCCACUGUGUCGUUUUAUUUCUGUCAUUACAUUUGACUCUCCAAUACGUUUUAUUUCUGUCAUUACAUUUGAAUCUCCAAUACAUUUUAUUUCUGUCAUUACAUUUGACUCUCCAAUGCGUUUUAUUUCUGUCGGUUCAAUACAUUUGACUACACAAUGUUGUUUUAAUUUCUGUCAAGAUAUUUGACCGUAGUUUUAUCUCGAUUCCUUUUUAUCUGUGUGUGUAACUUGAUAUUAAUAGUCUGUUGCCUAUUUAUUACUGGCUUAUUCAUUCUGAUCAGUUCUACAGUUUAUAAAUACCUUUUAUGACUUUUCCAUGUCAAAUAACUGUUUUCAUUUAAACAUAGACACAUUCCUUUUGCUGUGAUUUCACAACUUAAAACAUUUUAAAAACUUAGUUAGAAAAUCUUCACUACUGGUUUUUAUUUUGUCAUUCACAGUCCUUUUAUAUCCAAGAGACAUCAUUUUAGAGGGGCUAUUGAAUGAAGUUGGUUAUAUAACCAAAGUCCUUUAUAAUGAUUAAGUUGGAUACUUCUUAUGAUCAAUAUUAAUGCUGAGAAUUAAACAAGAGCCAAGAUUUUCUUGGCAUUCUUAACAAGACAUUGAGAAAUCCUUAAUCUUUAUAGCUAUGGCACACUUCCAAUCACCAGAGCAUGCACUGUACACAAACAUGUUUUGCUUUUAUAAAUGAAUAUCGUAGUUUUCCCAUGCAUUUUCCUCAUAACAUCUCAAUCUUUAGCAUAAAUGAAGAUCUUAUUUUAUGUUUAGAAAUACUGAACUAAUAUUUUUUGUAUAGCCUACAUUUUCAAAUUCACUUUAAUGUUCCUUUGUGUACUGAUGCAUACUCUCAUAAAAUUGUUAUUCUUUUUUAGGAAUUCAAAGCUUAACAAAACAUUUCUUAUAUUUAUUAUCAUACACAUAAUUUCUGUUAGCAAUAUAUUUCAUAAAUUUAAAUUGCGGAGAAAUAGUUAGGUGUGAAAUCAAAAACACUGUUGUUCCCACAGAGGUAUUGACAAGCAGCUUGUUUCCCGUUAGAGGGUAUGGUAUAUGGUGCUAUUUCGGCAAUCAGCUUUAUAAGUUGUACUGGCUUCUCCAAGAUAUAAAAGUGACCAGAGUGGACAUCAGCUACAGGUCAUCUCAUUAUCAACUACGGAAUUAUUGAGGACAUGUAUUUUUGGGACCUGAAUGUUUUACAGGGCAGGGCAGUCAUGAUCAUUGACUAAAUAUAAAUAGCCCCUUUACAAAAUUAUGGUUGGAAAAUGGCACUUUUUUACAUGAAAUUAUAUUUUUGUCAUAAAAUGGCUGUUGACAUAAUAUUGUGUAUAUGUUUUAACUUAACAUGAUAGUCGGCUGAUAGAAACAUGUAUCGGUACUAUGCAUAGGCUGAUAUAUAUACAUUUGUGUAUAUAUACUGAAGUAGAUCUUCAUCAUGAGUCAAACAUUCUGUCUAACCAACACUGUUGUUUUUUGUGUUUUCAUUAUGAUAGAUUUUCUAGUUGGAGAAAAGAAGUGUCUAUAUUUUGCAUUAGUGUUUUUACAUAUGAGCCAUGUCACAUUGAUGUAACUUUGCUAUUUUGUAUUAAACAUUUAAAA